Diaporthe amygdali is the source of this 936-nucleotide messenger RNA. RefSeq lists its product as uncharacterized. Bases 1 to 936 code for a protein of 311 amino acids. The record is from RefSeq and is a predicted model, not a curated record. The transcript has 4 exons. NCBI's taxonomy places the organism in Eukaryota, Fungi, Ascomycota, Sordariomycetes, Diaporthales, Diaporthaceae. Gene Ontology annotation, biological process: polyketide metabolic process.
AUGUUCAACGACAUCAGCAAGCCCCCUCCUCCACUGCCGAGCCCGGAGCUCACCAAGAUCAUGCCCGGCGUGUCUCUCCUCCGGCCUCUGAGUCGCCUCGGCACUGGUCCCGGGAUGAUCAUUCUAACACACGACUACCAGGACUCAUUGGCCAUCAAUGAGGGUGUGCCAUCACCGUUGGUCAAGUGGGCAGAGGAAGGAUAUGCUGUCAUUGAGAUCCAGGCCACAGCACUUACCACUGCUAAGGGAGAUAUCAUCAAAUCUGCCGUUGAGACCCUCAGAGAUUGCGACAAAUGCGAACCAAAAGAUAAGGUUGGGCUUGUUGAGAAGAUGGGCGGUCCAUAUUUCGAUUUGGAGUUUAUCUGGGAAGAGCAUACUUAUUAUGAGUUUGCGGACCGAUCCAUGGAACACACUAUGAGUACUAUGGUCCAGGAGCCAUACGUGAAUCAUAUACCAACAAUGACCGGCGGUAUUGGCCGCGCAAAACUCUCCCAUUUCUACCAACACAACUUUAUCUUCAACAAUUCUGCGGAUACCGAAUUAGAAUUGAUUAGUCGAACAAAAGGCAUUGAUCGCAUCAUUGAUGAGUUCAUUUUCAAGUUCACCCACGAUCAAAUGAUUGACUGGAUGCUACCUGGAGUGCCGCCUACGAAUAAGAAAGUUGAAAUUCCUUUCACAGCCGUAGUAAAUAUCCGCGGCGAUCGGCUAUACCAUGAACACAUAGCUUGGGACCAGAGCAGCGUCUUGCAACAGCUUGGCCUCUUGCCCGAAUACCUUCCUUUCCCAUAUCGCCUGCCAGAGGAAAUGGCGGCGGCUGCAAACAAAAGUUUCGAGUAUCGCCUACCGGUAGCAGGUAUAGAAACCGCUCACAAGAUGAGGGACAGAAAUGCAGGCCCAUCGAACGAAAUGUUCAAGUUCAAAAUCCGCGAGGUCUGA